Messenger RNA from Pisolithus orientalis, 622 nucleotides. RefSeq lists its product as uncharacterized. The transcript is spliced from 4 exons. Gene Ontology annotation, cellular component: ribosome; cytosolic large ribosomal subunit. Gene Ontology annotation, biological process: ribosomal large subunit biogenesis; cytoplasmic translation. The annotation marks the transcript as partial. The record is from RefSeq and is a predicted model, not a curated record. Gene Ontology annotation, molecular function: structural constituent of ribosome. NCBI's taxonomy places the organism in Eukaryota, Fungi, Basidiomycota, Agaricomycetes, Boletales, Pisolithaceae.
ACUCGUCUGUGACAUACCGUCACACAUUCCACCGAAACCACGCUCCCAACGCACCAGACGAUCAUCGACGCCGUCCGACACAUCCUCAAGACACUGAAAAAUGGGAUCAACAAGACUCUACUGCAAGGGCCGGGUUCUCGGACACAAGCGUGCAAAGCGCAAUUCUCGUCCCAACACCUCCCUUCUUCAAAUAGAGGGCGUAAACAACAAGGAGGACUGCCCAGUUCUACCUCGGCAAGGUGGUUCCCCUCCUCUCCUGCAGAGUAACCUAUGUUCUGACGAUGACUGGAUGAAUAAUAGCGCGUUGCAUACGUGUACAGAGCUAAGACGGAGGUGCAGGGCUCCAAGAUACGGGUCAUCUGGGGUCGCGUCACUCGUCCGCAUGGCAACUCGGGCGUCGUGAAAUCAAAAUUCAGCUCUAACCUUCCACCACGGGCGUUCGGUGCUAGCGUGCGCAUCAUGCUCUACCCGUCGAACAUCUGAUUUAUUCUCUGCAUAUCCGACGCGUUUUUCUUUAGUCUCUGCGCUACUUGUCAGAGGUAUCCCCUGCUUAGAUGUAUGAUCAUCAUGUCGUAUGAGACACAUGCAUAUACAACCAAUACAAAGACCCAAAACAUAUGAG